This is a messenger RNA of Pantherophis guttatus, 1595 nucleotides long. The record is from RefSeq and is a predicted model, not a curated record. Lineage: Eukaryota; Metazoa; Chordata; Lepidosauria; Squamata; Colubridae.
AUGGAGCAAGCUCGAAAAGGAGAGCCAGUUUGCUGCUAUGACUGUGUUCCUUGUCCAGAGGGGACCAUCUCCACUCAGGAAGAAGACAUCAUUUCUGUCAAAGGCCGGAGAAGAUGCACUCAGAAAUCUCCACUGAAGACCAAAGUGGAAAGAAAUUGGCUCUUGUACCGACAUAACUACCAUGUUUACGCUUUGAUUAAUACUCUGGCCCAUGCCUUGAAUGCUGCAUAUUCCUCCAUAUCGAAGAGGAGAAGAAAAGAGGGAGAAGAGAGGCUGGGGACUCAAAGGCUGCAGCCAUGGCAGUUCCAUCCAUUUCUGAAGAAGAACGAUUUUUGCAAUCUUUCCCACGUGAAACUGUACUUGGACCAAAAUGGGGAUGUGACAGCAGAUUUGAACAUCGUAAGCUUGAUAGUUCAGUCCAGGGAGGAUCCCGUUAGAAAGCAAGUGGGGAGUUUUGAAAGACAGAGACUUAUUAUCAAUCCAGAUGCUCUUUCACAGCUAAGGUUGCUCAAUAAGUCUUUGCCUCGGUCCAAAUGUGUGGAAAAUUGUCAUCCUGGAUUUUUCAAGCAAGCUCGAAAAGGAGAGCCAGUAUGCUGCUAUGACUGUAUUCCUUGUCCAGAAGGGACCAUCUCCACUCAGGAAAAUACUGAAAAAUGCACCAAGUGCCCAGAUGAUCAAUAUCCAACCGAGAGCAGAGUCCAAUGUAUCCCCAAAAAAAUAACCUUCCUCUCCUAUGAAGAACAUCUGGGCAUCAUCCUGGUGUCCAUUGCCCUACUCUUGUUCCUAUCCACAGGAUCCAUUUUAAUCAUAUUCAUUAAAUACUUAGAAACUCCCAUUGUCAAAGCCAACAACCGGGACCUCUCCUACAUCCUCCUGGUCUCCCUCUUGCUUUGCUUCUUGUCCUCCUUUUUCUUCAUUGGACGACCAAGGAAAGCCACCUGUCUUCUCCGACAAACUGUGUUCAGCAUUGUCUUCUCAAUAGCUGUGUCAUCUGUGUUGGCCAAGACAAUCACGGUGGUGCUGGCAUUCUUAGCCUCAAAACCAGGGAACAAAGUGAGAAGAUGGUUGGGGAAGAGCUUGGCGAAUUCCAUCAUCCUUUCUGGUUCUGCUGGACAAAUUUUCAUUUGUGCCUUAUGGCUGGCAAUUUCUCCUCCAUUCCCUGACUCUGACUUAAACUCACAGCCUGGAGUGAUCAUCCUGCAAUGCAAUGAAGGCUCUGUCACCAUGUUUUAUGUUGUCCUUGGCUAUAUGUGUUUCCUAGCUGUCAUUUGCUUCACUGUAGCUUUCCUGGCUAGGAAUCUGCCUGGGGCCUUCAAUGAAGCCAAGCUGAUCACCUUCAGCAUGCUGGUCUUCUGCAGUGUCUGGGUCUCCUUCGUGCCCACUUACCUGAGCACCAAAGGAAAGUCCAUGGUGAUUGUUCAGGUCUUCUCCAUCUUGGCCUCCAGUGCUGGACUGCUGGGUUGCAUCUUCUUCCCAAAGUGCUUCAUUAUUAUCCUGAGGCCAGAUCUAAACACUAAGGAAUAUCUAAUGAUAAAAGUAGAGAAAUGACAGUGAAAUUGUUUCUUAGGCUCAUAACAUUUAAUUUUUUCAUUGCA